Molecule: messenger RNA, 522 nt
Organism: Durusdinium trenchii
Lineage: Eukaryota; Dinophyceae; Suessiales; Symbiodiniaceae
Source: the annotation of a GenBank genome assembly
AUGAGCCCGUGGGCCGAGACGGCUCGGGACGAGCUUGGGACUACGGGUGACUCUCGUGAAGGUGAACCAGGUGAAGUGGGUUUACCAGGUGAACCUUUUCAGAACCUGGCUGCGACUGAGGGCGGCCAAACUGUUGAUCUAGAGGUGGAACCCGAGACUAGCAUCCCAGAGGAAUCACAAAUCCCGUUGGUCACUGAUACCAAAGCUUUGAGGCCCAAAGCUGGUGAGCUUCAGUUGUCCCAGAAUGCAAUCAAUGCUCGUCUUCGUCGGGUCAUGACACCAACAUUGAAGGGAAAAACAAAAGUAUCCCAAGAAAUUGUGAAUGAUUGGCAUUCUAGCGGCCCAAGUGGCAAGAAGCGGAAACAACUGCAGCAGAUCUUUCAACUUUGCGGGUACAAUGUCGAAACCUUCGUUGAAGAGGUUGAGGUGUUGCGUCAGGAGCUGGAGGAAUCGGAGGUUGUCAUAGAAGGGGAGUACGUGAGCAAGGAUGUGAUGCUAUCUGAUUGGGGAUGGAGUGAGUAA